UAAACAAACAGCAAUUCCAGAUAAGAGAGCUCGAUAUAAAAACGACGUAAUUUAUGCAGCAAGUUUUAAGUUGUCGAAGUUAUUUGCUGGAAAGUAGUGCGGCUGAGGACACGCACAACCACAAACCUAUUUCACUGCAAAUAGGUAACGGAAAGUAAUAAGGAUUAGGCACAUAAAAUUUCACAAUCAAAGUCAAACUUAAAAUGCCAGUGAAAAACAAAAAAUAUCUAAUUUUCCUUAUUUUCGCUGCGCUAUUUGCUGCCUCCGAGACAUUGCCAGUAUUGGAUACUUCGUCAGGCAUAGACAACUCAACGAUUGAGGAAUUACAAGCGAGUGUCAAUGAUACGCCAAAGAAUCUUUAUGUUGUUAAGGCUGUUGUGUACGAAAUUGGAAUUUUAACGGAAGUGGACGAUAAUGAAACCAGUUUUGAAAGCCAAGAACGCGUGGAUUUGACCUUCUAUGAUGCACACUCCAACCAGAGUCAUAUCAACCUCGGUGAUGUGCCUUUGCCAAUCCAAACGAACAUUUCCGGACAAGUACUUACCGGCAUAGCGCCCGUCAAUAUUGGCGCAUUCAGCAGCCCAUUGGAGCUUUUACAAACGUUGCCACUAACCGGGACCAUAGUCAAUAUAACGCAUAGCAACACGGCGUAUUAUCAACUCACUAAGUCAAAUGCCAGUGACACGUUAAAGCCACAUGUAACCAGUGUUGAAGAAUUAACAAAUGUGUCUGACCUCUUUCCAGUAGUUAGCGAGGUGCCACUACAACACCCACUUGCAACUAGCGAAGCGGCGGCAAAUACUGUAAAUAGUUAAAGAAUUACUACAUAUUUUGAUUGCGGUGCUGAUAUAAAUACAUAGCAGUUGUUGGCAUCACUGGAAAUAAAGACUGUAUCCUAUAUGUAUGAAUAUGUACAUAAAUUAUGUAUGCAUGUAUAUGCACAUAGUAUGUAUUUAUAUAAGGAGCUAGUGUUGAUCUGUAUACAUUGAUUCCUGGUAAUAACUGAUCACAUGUACAAAAUGUCAAAACUUAUUUUAGUGGAUGAAUAAAGUUUCAUCAAAAUCAAAAUAAAUCAAUUUACAAACACAUUCCCUCAGAAUUGUUUUAUUUGUAUUACAAAUCACUUUUGAAAUUCUUGGAAAUACGUUGUAUUUAUCUUUUUAAUUAGCGAAACCCAAUAGCAUCUACAUAUUUGUAAGCGCUGAGGACCUUGUUUCC
Rhagoletis pomonella (apple maggot) is the source of this 1218-nucleotide messenger RNA. RefSeq lists its product as uncharacterized. The transcript is spliced from 3 exons. Bases 204 to 815 code for a protein of 203 amino acids. The record is from RefSeq and is a predicted model, not a curated record. Lineage: Eukaryota; Metazoa; Arthropoda; Insecta; Diptera; Tephritidae.